This is a messenger RNA of Penicillium argentinense, 219 nucleotides long. RefSeq lists its product as uncharacterized. The transcript has 2 exons. NCBI's taxonomy places the organism in Eukaryota, Fungi, Ascomycota, Eurotiomycetes, Eurotiales, Aspergillaceae. The record is from RefSeq and is a predicted model, not a curated record. The coding region runs from base 1 to 219 and encodes 72 amino acids.
AUGAGCUUGCAAAGAAAGUGGCUUGCUGUUGUUACAGUUGCCCUGGGCUCACUUUGCAUUCUAAAUUCGACAGCUGAUUCAGUGUUCGCCGAGAGCACACCUGCACUUCAUCCAUUUAUUCGACGACGUAUGACCAAAUCAUGUCUGAGUUCAAACGCUCCUAAGAGGUUGCAACCCUUGGACUCUCACUCAAUAUUUGGGUUCUGGGUAUGGCAUUAG